Molecule: messenger RNA, 1683 nt
Organism: Pseudoliparis swirei
Lineage: Eukaryota; Metazoa; Chordata; Actinopteri; Perciformes; Liparidae
Gene: uqcrc2b
Product: cytochrome b-c1 complex subunit 2, mitochondrial
Exons: 14
Coding region: 71-1435 (454 amino acids)
Cellular component (GO): mitochondrion
Molecular function (GO): metal ion binding
Source: RefSeq, a predicted model, not a curated record
AGGGAUUGUGGGUAGGGCACUUUCACGUCAGCCAUAUUGCUCCAACGUCCUGCCUGAAGGAGAGAGGGAGAUGAAGGGGAUUCGGGGAAUAAGUCAGCUCUCGACGAGGCUUUACGCGGCCCAGGCUGCCCGUAAGGUGGAGUUCACUGGAGCCGCCGAGCACGUUAAGUUUCAGCCGCAGGAUGUGCAGGUGACUAGACUGCCCAGCGGACUGGUGAUCGCCUCCCUGGAGAACUACUCCCCAGCCUCCAAGAUCGGAGUGUUUGUCAAGGCCGGUUGUCGCUAUGAGACGCCUGACAACCAGGGGGUCACCCACCUCCUCCGGUUGGCCUCCAACCUGACAACCAAAGGAGCUUCGUCUUUCAAGAUAUGCCGGGGUGUUGAGGCCGUGGGAGGCAACCUGAGUGUGACUUCAUCCAGAGAGAACAUGAUCUACACCAUUGACUGCUUGAGAGAUGACAUUGACACCGUGAUGGAGUAUUUGAUCAACGUGACAACCGCCCCAGAGUUCCGGGUCUGGGAGGUGUCAGACCUUACGCCCCGAGUCAAGAUUGACAAGGCCCAAGCUGCACUCAGCGCUCAAAUAGAUGUGAUUGAAGGUCUACACGCAGCGGCCUACAAGAACGCUCUCUGUAACUCCCUGUACUGUCCCGACCACAUGGUUGGCAAAAUCCAGUCCGGGCAUCUGCAUCAGUUUGUCGAGAACAAUUUCACAAGCUCAAGAAUGGCUCUUGUUGGACUUGGCGUGGACCACACGAUGCUGACGCAAGUUGGGGAGCAAUUCCUCAACAUCCGCAGCGGGGCCGGCACCACGGGGGCCGAGGCUCAGUACCGCGGAGGUGAGAUCCGACUGCCCGGCGCCGACGGUCUGCUGCACUCGGCGGUGGUCAGCCAGGCGGCGGCGGCGGGCACCGGCGAGGCGAUGGUGUUCAGUGUGCUGCAGCACCUCCUGGGAGCUGGUCUGCAAGUCAAGAGGGGCUCAGGCACCACCAGCAAACUGGUCCAGGGUGUUGCCCAGGCAACCGCUGACCCCUUUGACGUCAGCGCUUUCAACUCCAGCUACUCUGACUCCGGUCUGUUCGGAGUCUACAUCAUUUCACAGCCUGCGGCUGCCGGUGAUGUGAUCAAGGCCGCUCUCGCCGAGGUGAAGGCCGUUGCCGAUGGUGGAGUCACGGCCGCCGACCUCACUCGGGCCAAGGCCCAGCUGAAGGGGCAGUUCCUCAUGUCACUGGAGACUUCGGAGGGUUUGCUGGAGUCCAUCGGCACUCAGGCUCUGGCCGAGGGAUCCUACUGCUCCGGAGAGGAAGUCUCCAAAAACAUCGACAACGUCUCCUUGACGGACGUCUCCAACGCUGCCAAUAAAUUUGUGACCGGCAAGAAGACGAUGGCGUCCAGCGGCAACCUCAUAAAAACACCCUUCGUGGAUGAGAUCUAAAGCCGGUUCACCGUUAGCUCGUCCUGCAGCAGAUGUUGUUUCCUCUCCAUCUUGACAGCAUGAUGUUGUUCUGAGGGAAAUAAUGUCAUGACACCACUGGGUAUUUAUAGGCGCUGUAACCGUAUAUCUAUAUAUAUAUAUAUACAGUUGAUGCUCUGUUGCAUCACAAUACUGUGCUCUGCUCAUCUGUCCACAUUAACUGUAUAGCUAAUGUAAAAUAAUGAAUACAUUCUAUCUACCUGACAAGA